Molecule: messenger RNA, 927 nt
Organism: Beauveria bassiana ARSEF 2860
Lineage: Eukaryota; Fungi; Ascomycota; Sordariomycetes; Hypocreales; Cordycipitaceae
Product: longiborneol synthase
Exons: 5
Coding region: 1-927 (308 amino acids)
Molecular function (GO): carbon-oxygen lyase activity, acting on phosphates
Source: RefSeq, a predicted model, not a curated record
AUGAGUCCUUCACUGGAGGGAGAUGUGUCGCAGCCGGUGCAAGCACCAGACGGAGCAAUCUCUGACCUGACUGGUACUCUUAGACCUUUUUACGCCAAAUUUUUGGCAGAUCUUGAUCUGCCAGUACAGCCCGAGACAUUUGAGAGCGAUGUGCUCAUGAAAGCCGUCCUCGAGUUUGCCGCGACGACGGGAGUACCACACCACCCAAAAUCUCGUUCUUACGGAGUGCUGAUGCUGGGUACUUCAUACGCUGAUAAUUGCUUGCCGUUUCAUGACCUUGAAGUCAAGGUCUUUGUGGCCAUUUACACAUGGUUGGCUAUUCUGUGUGACGACGCACCAGAAGCUGGCACCGUACCUGCACUUGAGAGUUUCCAGCAGCUUUGGUUGGAAGGAAAGGAACAGCCCACGAUUAUCUUGCGAGCUUUUGCCGAUCAAUUACGUUUGACUUACAAGCUAUACCACCCGCUUGUUGCAAACCUCAUCGUCAGCUCGUCCCUAAACUUCGUUACUGCCAUUGCAAUCGCGGACCGCCAAGGUAUCCAAAGGAAGCUUGUGCAUCCCUCGAGAGGCGGCGACGGCUUCUGCUGGUACAUGCGGGCUAGAGAUGGCGACGGAGAAGCGUAUGCUUGGCUCGGCUAUCCGAAAUCCCAAUUUCCCAAUAUCGACACCCCCAUUGAAGCAAUGGAAGACAUGUCGCGUUGCUUUGACUUGGUCAAUGAUGUCCUCUCGUUCUACAAGGAGGUCGCAAAUGGCGAGACGGACACAUAUAUUCAUAAACAAGCGGCUUAUGCUAAAUGUGGACUGGCUGUGCUCAAGGGAAAAGGCAUUUACGAACGAUCAUGGUUGCUAUACAUCGCGGGAUACAUUCAGUGGCAUACAACAGUAGAGAGAUAUAAACUGCACGAGGUUGGAGUUGAGUCGCUCUAG